Messenger RNA from Sparassis crispa, 306 nucleotides. RefSeq lists its product as hypothetical. The transcript has a single exon. The coding region runs from base 1 to 306 and encodes 101 amino acids. The record is from RefSeq and is a predicted model, not a curated record. NCBI's taxonomy places the organism in Eukaryota, Fungi, Basidiomycota, Agaricomycetes, Polyporales, Sparassidaceae.
AUGGGCAGGGACGGCGCAUCUGAGAGGGAUGAAAUACGGUGGCUGGCGCUGGGCAGGGGCGCGGCACUUGAAGCGGAUGCUGAUGAGACCGCGUCCGCCAAGCCCACUCCCAGCUUCGCGUCCGUGACGUCACCGUCCCAUCCAUCCGCACGAUCCAGAUCUCGACCCCGCUCCGUUCGCGCUCUCCCUCCGAUCUACCCCCGACUCACGAUCCGCCUCCGCCCCGCCACCAACAGCGACACCUUCGACGCGUCCGCCCUAGCAGUUCUUCAUCCCCUUUCCUCUUCGACGCGCCUCCGUCGGUGA